Xyrichtys novacula (pearly razorfish) is the source of this 510-nucleotide messenger RNA. Lineage: Eukaryota; Metazoa; Chordata; Actinopteri; Labriformes; Labridae. The record is from the annotation of a GenBank genome assembly.
AUGGACGACCCCUCUGGACUCGCUGCCCGGCUGGGACUUUUAUCGAUGAGGGUCACACAAAAACUCAUAGAGCACUGGAGACAAAGACUCACAGGACACGACCGCCUGCUUUUAAACUCCCCUUUUACCCAGACCGUGAACGAAGAAAACCCCUUUCCUGCCAUCUUCCUGGCACCGGAUUUUAAAGACUGUUCCGGUCCGCUGUUGGAUUUUAACCACCCCGCCCCUUUGGAGGGCACAACUGGGAAAACCUUUUAUAAAAUCUUGGUGAAAACAAUAAACAGGAAAAAACUGAACCAAAGACCUGACACCGCAUGGAGGGACUAUCUGAGCCUGGCUCCUGAGGCCAGGCCUGAGUGGAGGGCCUUCUAUAAACCUCCACUCUCGAAGAGACACGCAGAUGUGCACUGGAGAGUCCUCCAUGGGGUCAUAGCAGUGAACUCUUUUAUAUCGCACAUUAACCCAGCAGUAGAGGACACAUGUCCCUACAUGUGUCCUCUACACAUGUAG